AUAUCUCCACAUAGCUGUCUUGCAUUCAGGGGCCUGGUGCAGUCCAUCAACUGUUAGAAGCUUCUAAUUGGCAUCGGUCGCGCACUGCCGAAAAGUGCGCGUCAGUGUGUAAUAACACAUCAAGUCUGCAGCUUCUACACUAAGGAAUGCCUCCGCGACAGCGACGUCGUAACCCAAAUCCGAAGCCCGCAAAGAAAGAGCAGCGAUGCGACCCUGUCGACUCCGGGUUUCAGGAGCCCUGGAUUCCGGGGCUGAUUGAGCGCAUCGCCCAUUUUCUGCCGCCAAACGAGGUAGCGAUGACGCUGCGCCUGCUCAACAAGGCGACAGCGCAGCUGUUAUCCGCGCACAAGGUGGUCCGAGCGGCGGAGCCGCUGCCAGUCCACGAAUACGCCCGCGUGCCCCAACCGCUGGUGCACCGCAGCACCCUCAUCCAGCGGAAGCAGAUCGUCUGCGGCGCAGCUCGUGGCGGCAGCCUGGAGGCUGUGCAGGCGGCUCUGAAGGCGACGGGGCUAUGUCCCGACAGCUGGCUCUUCACGGCUGCUGCCGCCGCGCCGGGCCCUGGAGUCGCGCUGGCACUGUGUGAGGGCUUAGCAGCAAUGGGCUGCCCGCUGCACAACCGGACCUUCAGUACCGAGCCGUCCACACUGUGCAGCGCAGCCGCAGCCGGUAAUGGCGACGUCUGCGACUGGUUGCUGGCGGGCGGGCGCUGCGCCUGGGGAGAAGCCGCCGCCUUCGCGGCAGCGCGGGGAGGGCAUGCAGACCUGGCGCAGCGGCUGCUGUACCUGUGUCCCAAGGAUGGCAGGGCGGAUUGCGCGGCGCAAGAGCUGGUGGUGGCGGCGGCGCACGGGUGCGGCGUGCGCGACCUGGAGCGCACGUACACCUACUGGCUGGGGGGGCGUGCACAGCAGCUGCAGCAAUGGCGGCUGCAGCUCCACCAGCAACCUCAGCAGCAGCCUCCACCAGCAGACGGGCAGCCGCAGCAGCCGCACCCAAUGCAGGCAGGCAACGCGGCGGCAGGCCGCUUCGGCCCCGCAUACGUGGAAAAGCGCAGCGACGGUUUCCGAUGCGAGGUGGCGGACGCGCAGUUUGAGGCGAUGCUGAUCGCGGCCGCGGGCAGCCCCACGGCCUGCUGGCUGGAGAAGCUAGACGUGCUGCUGCGCCGGCACUGCGACGAGGCCAAUGCUCAGCUCGCCUCCGGCCGCGACAACGACGCGCUGCUCGUGAGGCUGUACGAGGCGGCCAUGCAGAGGCCGGAUGGGCUGGACCGCGUGCGGGCGAUGUGGGAGCAGCGCCGCUGGCGACCGAGUGGCGGCGCCGACCUGAUGCGGGUGGUGGAAGCGGCGGCGCGGCGCGGCGACGUCCCGGCGCUGCGCUACUUGCUGGACACAGUGGGCGCACGCACCCAGCUGCGCUGGGGCGAGCAGUGUUGCAUGUGCGCACCCUUGUGCCUGCGCGCCGCCGCGGCUGCUGGUAGCGUCGAAGCGCUGCAGCUCCUGGUGGGGUGCUACGGCUCCUUGGGCUGCUGCGACUUCUCUUUGUCGUGUGUGCUCGAGGAUGCGGCGGCGGAGGGUCACAUCGGCGUGGUGGAGUGGGUCCUGCGCGAGGCCGCCAAGCCAGCCACCGGCAGGGCGGCGGCGGUGGCGUGCUGGCGGCGCGAGGGCUUGCCCAAGUUCCUCAAGCGGGGGGCGGCGGAGGUGGUGAUGGAGCGGGGGCUGCUCCGAGGUCAGACGGAGGUGGUGCGCUGGGCGCUGGAUCACGGCGUGCGUGCGACACAGGGCAGGGGGUUCGUGUGGUGGCUGGUCGCAGCGCGCGCGGGCUGCGUGGAGGUCCUGCGGCAGCUGGCCGAGUGCGGCUGCUUCAAGCCGGGGGCUGAGGCUUACAGCGGGGCGCUGGGCGACCGGCGCACGCUCCGCGAGCUGUCGCGGUUGCGGCUGGGCGGCAGCAGCGCCUGCCAGGGGCUGUUGGCGCUGCUGGAGGACCCGGACGUGCCGCUGAGCGAGCUGCGGUGGCUGCUGGAGGGAGACCGGGAGGGCGCGGCCGCAGCGCUCCUGGCCGCACUCAACGCAACCAAGGGCAAGGCACUGCGGCUGAAGGAUGCGGCUUACAGCGUGAGGGCCUGUGCGGUGCUGGGCGGCCCGGCGGCGGAGGGGCUGCGGCACGAGGGGGAGUGGCAGCUAGCGGUGCAGGCGGUGGCGCGGCGGGGCGAGGGCCCGGAGGCGCAGGAGAUUCGGGCGUGGCUGGAGCAGUGGCGACGGGAGAACGCUGGCCGCAUGGUGCCUGGGAGGAUGCGGCUGUAGCAAACUAGACAUCUUGAUUCCGAUUGACAGGAGAUGGAGGGGGUACGGCGGCUGAGUGGUACGGGCUGAGCCGGAUACAAGUCUGACCGAUGGGGGCGAGUUAGAAAUGUACAAGGGGGGCCAGAUAGCGUGCUGACCCUGCUGUGAGCCUGUGACCGAGAGUCAGGAAUGUGGUUGCCGGCUGUUAUGUGCGAAGCGGCAGGCUGCCGUAGUGGGAAACUGGGCCCGGGCACAGGAAGUCAAGCGGAGU
This is a messenger RNA of Chlamydomonas reinhardtii, 2547 nucleotides long. RefSeq lists its product as uncharacterized. Gene Ontology annotation, biological process: sphingolipid catabolic process; ceramide biosynthetic process. Gene Ontology annotation, cellular component: endoplasmic reticulum; cell periphery; membrane. Bases 297 to 2297 code for a protein of 666 amino acids. Gene Ontology annotation, molecular function: glycerophospholipase activity. NCBI's taxonomy places the organism in Eukaryota, Viridiplantae, Chlorophyta, Chlorophyceae, Chlamydomonadales, Chlamydomonadaceae. The transcript has 2 exons. The record is from RefSeq and is a predicted model, not a curated record.